AUGAAUAAAAACAAACUGAUCCAUGAUUUCCUGGAGGUCGUUUCGAGAGGUGAUGUGGAACUCAUCUGUGACCAUAUUACAAAAGUCCAUUCCAUCCUGGGCAAUCUUGACUUUCAGCAUCCAAAGACCGGAAAUACCCCUCUCAUCGCUGCCGCAGAAGAAAAUCUGACAGAGGUCAUUGGAUUUCUUCUGGAGAAGGGAGCAGAUCUCACCCUCUGCAAUUACAGCAACCAAACGGCAGUCCACGUAGCUAACUGCAAUAUGCAGCAACAGCUUCUCUUGGCCGUCAAUGGAAUUCAGCCUCCCCAAAUGCAACUGCUACGGAGUUCAUGGCAAGGUGAUCUGAAACAGCUUCAACACCUGCUGGCUUCUGAGAAGUUCCUGGAUAUAAAUCUCCCAAACCAACAUGGCCUGACCGCUCUGAUGCUGGCUGUGAGAGAUGUGGAUCUGUUUGAGAGUCUCGACAUGCUACCAGCCUACAGACCCGUGGAAGUUCUGGCCGAGCUCCUCAGCCAUCGCGCGAGAGCGUUUUCUACCUCUGAUGUAAAGCACAGUGGCCGAAGAAUUGAGUUCCCUCUGCCGCCUUUGUCGCUCCUGCCCAGCUCCUCCGGUCUCCUUACUCUCCCCCCAAAUCACAAGAUUCAAAAAGGGAGACAAAGCCGUGCUCCAAGCCUCCUCACCUUGAUCCCUAAAAUCUCAGAGCCCGUUAUUCGAUCUGAUGAGUUUAGACAACCGAACAAGCAGCAGGAAGCCCCAAGUCAGGUGCUUGGGAAUCAGACUCUCCGAUCUUCCGAUAGCUCCAUUUGGUCCAGAAACAUGUGCUCCUUUCGGAAGGCUAGCCUUCCCCGAGAACACUUGCAAGUGGAGAAGAAUUGCAACCCCAAGGACACAGAGGGGUGUGACAAAAUGGAAUGCUCUCCCUUUGAAAAGGGACAGUCUUGGGUGUUCUUUGAGAAUCAUAGGGAAGAUAAUAUUUCCACUGCUCCUGAAGAGGAUGCUGACUGCCGUGGGAGUGAAAUGAAAAAAGUAGGAGACGAGCCCUCUCAACAUCUUUCAUCAAGAAAUAGCGCGGGUUCAGGUCUCAGGAACUGCGAACAAGAAUCAGAAAGUGUCUGUGGCACCCUAAGCAAGCUCCAAGAAGUCCAGCAUGCAGAGGUAACUCAGGACCCGGAGAGAGAGGCUAGAACUGAUCGGGUUGAUUCACGACGUGCUUCGGUGUAUACAGGAGAAGCGACUGAGCAAAAUCAUGAGGAAUUGGAAGCAUAUCCGGUCCUUACGAGUUUGCCUAAUACCGUCCCUGAUGGUCCUAUUGAGAAGCGUCCAGAAGGUCAGGGUGACAUGGAGACAAACAUAAAAUUAUCAGUAGCGGAAAGUACCAAACCAGAAGUAAAUAAAGCGGUGCCUCUUAUCUGCAUCACGUUCCCUGGAGAUGGCGCUCCCAAGGGCCAGCAAUGGCCAGCAGUGGCCAAACCUGGCCUCCAAAGGAGGAAGGCUAUCCUCCAGGCCAAUAACCAGAGCUUCACUAUCCGGGCACACCAAGAAAAUGACAGACAUAAGAAGAAAACCUAUAGAAAUAAGUCGGAUUCAAAGACCAAGAUAAGUAGUAAGACACCUCAGAAACCCAUGAGUUCCACUGAGGGGUCCACGAAGCCUACCACGCAGAAAACCAGCAUAAAAACUCACGGGUUCCCCACGUUGGGGCUUGUUGAUACCAGGCCUCCACCGUCCCCCAAGUUUCAAAACAGAAUGCCACAGACAGAGAAGAAGCAGGCCACUCACAGGCCGCCGAAGCCCCAGAGGCCCCCGUCAUUUCCUUGCAUCUGUAAGAACCCCGUGCUAAAGAAGUCUUCCUUGCCUUUUGCUGUUCAACCAUCAGAAUCAAACCUCACGCAUCUAGAUCUGAAGUACAGUGACAUGUUCAAAGAAAUCAAUUCCACGGGCAACGGGCCUGGGAUCUAUGAAAUGUUUGGGACCCCUGUGUAUUGCCACGCGAGAGAGGCGGGGCGGCAUGAAAGCAAACACUGCCGGCAGAUUUGUACAGCUCCACCUGGCACAGGUAUGGUCAGCAAAUGCCAGUCCCCACACACUGAGAGCAGAAACAACACGAGGGCUAGGAACGCCCACAAAAGACCACAUGUCAACCCCCCCAAGGGUUCGCUGGGCAUCAAACAAAAGCACAAAGAUUUCAUGUCCAAAGGAAAGAGUUGCAAGCCGAUCGCUAGGAACCUAGAAGACAUCGAAAAUGACCAUGGUGUCACGGAACCAGACUGGCGUGUGAAGUCUUCCGAAAAUGACUUUCGGUCUUUCAAAGAUGAAGUUCCGUCCAUGAACUUGGCUCUGUAUGCUGAGCAAUCCACCGAACACAAGGAAUUCCUUCCUGUUUCCGAUUUGUCCAUUGUUGAGGAGCUUUCUAUGGAAGAGCCCGUCAAUGAAGGAGACCUUUCGAACCACCCACUGCUGGCCACGAGCCUUAGAGAUCUUCAGGAACUUGAAGAGCUGCCUCCCCACAUCCCACUGGUCCCCUCAGAAAGCAGCUGGGCAUUGCCCAGGGAGAAGAAUUCCAUCACACAUGUACUGCAAGAAAAGCAGAACGAAGCAUCUCAUGGUGACCUCAAUGCCUACCCAAACUUACCUAAAGAGCUAGGAUUUGAUAGUAUUCCAAAUACAUCUAAAACACGCAUGAGCUUCUCUUUCCCCGAGAAACAAGAACUGGCAGCUUCCCAAAGAUAUCAAAAUUGGGCACGUUCUUUGGAUCAUGAGAGUUUAGCAAAUAAGCCAAUUGCAUGUCAGAUGUUCGGGGCAUCUUUAAAUGAUGAUGAUUCACUCUCCCUAGGAAGUCUGGACUCUUUAAAGAAUGAAGAAUUGACAGAUGAACUCUUGGGUUGUUUAGCUGCAGAACUCUUAGCGCUUGAUGAAAAAGAUAACUCUAACCAAAUAAGGGAACAUGAGAUUUACCCUGGAAGUCUAAAUCUUGAGUGCAGUAGGAAAGGAAAUACCCUACAGGAACUGGGCAGAGAGGCAACAAACGUCAAAAUCCAGAGGUAUGGUCAUGGGUUCCGAAUUUAUGACAGGGAGGACAAAUUUCUCAACUCAAAUGAAAAGAAGAUAUUUUCUGAAAGUAGUUUAAAGCAUGGAGAGCCUAUCCUGUGGACCAAGGGGGAGAUCCUUGGGAAGGGCGCCUAUGGCACGGUAUACUGUGGUCUCACUAGCCAGGGCCAGCUAAUCGCUGUCAAGCAGGUGGCGCUGGAUACCUCUGAUAAAUUAGCUACGGAGAAAGAAUACCGAAAACUGCAUGAAGAAGUCGAUUUGCUCAAAGUUCUGAAACACGUGAACAUUGUGGCCUAUUUGGGGACCUGCUUGGAAGAGAACAUUGUGAGCAUUUUCAUGGAGUUUGUUCCCGGUGGUUCCAUCUCCAGUAUUAUCAAUCGCUUCGGGCCAUUGCCCGAGAUGGUGUUCUGUAAAUACACAAAACAAAUUCUGCAGGGCGUUGCUUACCUUCAUGAGAACUGCGUGGUGCAUCGAGACAUCAAGGGGAACAACGUCAUGCUCAUGCCAACUGGGAUAAUAAAGCUGAUUGACUUUGGCUGUGCCAAGCGUUUGGCUUGGGCGGGCCUCAACGGCACUCACAGUGAUAUGCUGAAGUCCAUGCAUGGCACCCCGUACUGGAUGGCCCCGGAAGUCAUCAAUGAGUCUGGCUACGGCAGGAAGUCGGACAUCUGGAGCAUUGGCUGCACUGUAUUUGAGAUGGCCACGGGCAAGCCGCCGCUGGCCUCCAUGGACAGGAUGGCGGCCAUGUUUUACAUCGGGGCGCACCGCGGGCUGAUGCCGCCUUUGCCAGACCGCUUCUCGGAACACGCUGUGGACUUCGUGCGCGUGUGCCUAACCAGGGACCAGCACGAGAGACCUUCCGCACUGCAGCUCCUGCGGCACACCUUCCUGAAGAGAAGUCACUGAAUGGAACAUCAGGACUUUCUUCCCAGGUCCACUCCGCUAUUCACCUCCGGGAAAUGACGGUUCAGGAGUCUUUGUUUUCCGACUGGAAACUCUGAUCCUACUUCCACCAGAUCCUCUAAAGCGUCACUAAUGUACAGCUUUAAGCACUACUUCUCCUCAAGCCUCCCAUGUAUAUGAGAAAAUUUUAAUUGACCAAUAAAAAACCUAUUCCAGUGUUUACAAUUUUAACUUUCCAAAACACAAUUCUCUAUGGCUUUAUAACUUCCUUUUAUU
Molecule: messenger RNA, 4227 nt
Organism: Echinops telfairi (small Madagascar hedgehog)
Lineage: Eukaryota; Metazoa; Chordata; Mammalia; Afrosoricida; Tenrecidae
Gene: MAP3K19
Product: mitogen-activated protein kinase kinase kinase 19
Exons: 9
Coding region: 1-3954 (1317 amino acids)
Biological process (GO): protein phosphorylation
Molecular function (GO): protein kinase activity; ATP binding; protein binding
Source: RefSeq, a predicted model, not a curated record